AUGAGUCACCUCCAGAAAAAAAACCAAAAACCCUAGAGCCUAUUGAAAAACCAGGGUCUAUCAAACUAAUUCCUCCUAAGCCUAAACCUGUUAUGUUGUUGGAGAGUGACAUGUUCAUGGAUGCAUUAAAUGCUUCAGCUACAAAUAAGAGAGAUCCUAAGAAAAGAAAACGACGAACAAGCGGCUCUAAAGAUGGUAAUUCUGGAACCGAUACUUCACCUCCGCACACACCAACUAGUUUGAGCAGUCCAAGUAGUGAAAGUAAGUCUGUGCCGCCCAGAUUUUAUCAAGAUACACUUGAGACGGACGAAAAUAAAGAAAAGGUAGAGAAAACAGAUACUGAAAACGCGGAUGAAAAUGUCGAUAAAAAUGAAAAUGAAGAGGAAAUGGACACAUCAGAACCUCAUACUUUAACGAUCAAUGGACUCAAGGGAGUCCUCUGCUAUCACAAAAGGAAGGGUCCUAAAAAAAGUAUAAAAUGGAAACCAGAUUCUGAACUUGAAGAAAUUCAAUACUUCGAACUUGACGAAACUGAACGAGUCAAUGUUACGAAGACGUUUACUGACAUGAAAUAUUUAGAAAGAAUUCAUGAACGAGACGCUUUCCAGAAAGGAAGAAAUCUCAGUAAUGAUGACGUCAUGGAAGAAAAAACUACUUGGAGGCCCCCACGACCAAUUCAGGUCGAAGGACAAGUACAAGUAGAACAUGGCAAGAACAGUAAAGAAAAAGAAAUUCAAGCAAUACGUCAAAAAGGUACAUUGCAGCCUCUUUAUUUCUCUAAAUCUAUGAUACCUGAUUCUGCGCUCGAACCAGAUCCGGAAACACAUCCCUACACGGAACCUACAAUUAUACCAUUAGAUGAUGUAACGGGCAAUCAAGAUAAUAUAAGCGAUUUUAGAAAUAUGCCUUGGCCAGAACCUAAAGGUAAUGCACCCCCGGCAUCAGCUAACAUGAAUGUUCCUAACAUGUUCCCACCAAACAUGAAUCAGUUCCCUAAUGGUUUUCCAAAUCCACAAUUCCCGGGUGUGCCUGGCUUUCAAGGAGGUAACAUAGUUCCUACUGAAUGGCCAGCUGGAGUCCCACCCCACAUAAUGGCUAAUGGUAUGCCGGGCCCCAUUCCUCCUGGCGCUAUUCCACCUGGUAAUAUGCCUCCGGGUAUGAUGAUGCCUCCCGAUAAUAUGAUGAUGGGUCCAGAAAUGUUUGGAGGACCAAAUCCAAUGUUUCCUGGUCCACCAGAAGGGUUUAAUAUGCAGCAAAAUAUGUUUCCGAUGGACUUCAAUAUGUCGGGUCCACAAGGACCUCCACCUUCCGGACCAGACGGCUUUCCUGGUAUGGCAAAUUUCCGAGGAGCCAUGCGAGGCCGUGGCGCUGGCGGCCAUUGGCGAGGUAAUAAAAACCCUGGAAACUGGGAGGGUCCUCAACGAGGUAGAGGUGGUGCACGCGGUAGCCGCAAAGCGGUUUGUAUAUAUUUCCAGCGAAAAGGAUCGUGUAGACAAGGUGAUAAUUGUACGUUUUUACAUCCUGGUGUGAAUUGCCCAUUUUAA
Spodoptera littoralis (African cotton leafworm) is the source of this 1544-nucleotide messenger RNA. NCBI's taxonomy places the organism in Eukaryota, Metazoa, Arthropoda, Insecta, Lepidoptera, Noctuidae. The record is from the annotation of a GenBank genome assembly.